AUGGAAUUUCAAUCUCGGUUCGAAACGAAUAAAACCUCAACCGAAGAGAUUCAAAAUCAAAAUCAAUCAUUUCCCGGAGAGAACUCAACAAAUGACACUGUUCUUCUUUCAUCUGAAAAUCAAACCGUAGAUAACCAUUCAUUGCCAUCCGUAGUUACGUCAUCAAUAUUAAAACAACACAACUGGAGAAUAGAUAAAUUUAAUAUUGCUCUUCUACUUUUCCUUUAUCUUUUACAAGGUAUUCCACUUGGUUUGGCCACAUCCUUACCUUUAAUUAUUCAAGCCCAUGGUGCGACUUGGUCCCAGCAAGCGACAUUCUCUUUCGCAUUCUGGCCAUUUAGUAUAAAACUUCUCUGGGCACCAAUUGUCGACGCAUUAUAUUUCAAAAGCAUCGGCCGACGAAAAUCAUGGUUAAUUCCCACUCAGUAUCUCAUUGGUAUCAUCAUGAUUAUUCUCUCGUACUAUAUAGAUCGUAUCCUACUUUCGUUAAGUACAGCAUCAAAUACCACAAUACCGAUUUAUUUCCUAACUGCAAUCUUCUUUGGUCUAUCAUUUCUUGCUGCUACACAAGACAUUUGUGUUGAUGGCUGGGCACUUUCAAUGCUUGAAAGGAAAAACAUCGGCUGGGCAAGUACAUGCAAUUCUGUUGGACAAAAUGCUGGAAUAUUUAUCGGUAGAGCUAUUUUUCUUACAUUGCAAUCGAAAGAUUUCACUAACAAAUACAUUCGGAAACCGUUGAAUUUGCCACUUCAAUCGAAUGGUUUAGUAACAAUAACUGAUUUUCUACUCUUCUGGGGAAUAGUUUUCAUUAUAUCAACAACAUUAAUUGGAUUUUUCAAACGUGAAAUCGAUCAAAGUCGUGCAUCUGAUGAACCACAUUUCGGUCUUUUCGAAACAUAUAAAAUUCUGCUAAAAGUUCUCUGUUUACCAUCUGUUCGAACUUUGGCAUUUAUUCUCCUAACAAUCAAAAUAGGUUUUGCAGCUACAGAUGCUAUGACCGAUCUAGAAUUAAUUGAGCGCGGUGUAGCUAAAGAAACACUCGCGCUAUUAUCCAUACCAUUAACACCUUUACAAAUUGCGUUGCCAUUUCUCAUAGCAAAAUGCACUACUGGUCCCAAACCAUUGAAAAUUUUUGUUGUCUCUUAUCCACCUCGAAUUGUUGUAGGUAUAUUGUUAGCUGCCGUUGUUUAUUUCACACCAGCGUUUCAACAUCCUAAUAAAACAUUUCCGUGGUAUUACUAUGCAUUAACUCUUGUAAUUAUCUGUGUGAAUCAAAUAGUGGCAUUCAAUAUGUUUGUUUCACUGAUCGCGUUUUUUGCUCGAAUCAGUGACCCGAAAAUCGGGGGAACAUACAUGACAUUGUUGAAUACACUCACGAAUUUAGGUGGCAGUUGGGUUUCAACUGUUACUUUAUACGCAGCGGAUCAUUUACAAUGGAAAACAUGUUCGAUGGGAAAUCAUCGAUGUGGAACAAAGUCUGCAGAAGAGAAAUGUUCGUCGCUAAACGGUGUUUGUCGACCCUACAUUGAUUCGUAUUAUACUGAAGUGAUAAUAUGUACUGUCGUAGGUAUUCUUUGGUUUGUAUGGAAAUAUCGGACAAUCAUGCGGUUGCAAAGCUUACCAGAAACUGCUUGGCAAGUAGGAGGUCAUCGUGGCAAAAACGAAGCAUUAGAAUCGACCGAGAGUCCAACAGAAAUCAUCACUGCACUUGUUUUUUGUCUUCGAGCACUUCAAACUAACCAUAUUCCGUACAUUCUGCUCUACAAAAAAAAAGAUGAUGCAAUGCUUCAUAUGAAUAUGAGCAAUACAUUGAAAUCGAUCACAACGGUUUUAACACCUCGUUUUCGACUAUUCAUUCACCAGUUUUAUCAUCUCCGAGCACGACAAUUUUCGGUUUCAACUACAGUUCACAAAUCUUGGCAAAAAAUUCAAAGAAAAUACAUGGGUGAACCAGAGAAAAAAUCAACACUUACAGAAUUAAACCCGCCGCCAGAAUAUAUUGAUCAUCCACAGCCGCAAGUAGAUAUUACAAUUACAUUGCCUGAUGGAAAAACAUUACCUGGUAAAUCAUGGAAAACAACUCCAUUUGACAUUGCUCAGGGUAUUAGUCAAGGAUUAGCGGCCGCGACGGUGAUUUCUAAGGUCAAUGGUGAAUUGUGGGAUCUGGAGCGACCAUUCGAAAAAGAUUCAACAUUACAAUUGAUUAAAUUCGAUGACGAACAAGGAAAACAAGUCUUCUGGCAUUCAACGGCACAUAUUAUGGGUGAAGCAAUGGAAUUAUGCUAUGGUGGUUGUUUAUGUUAUGGACCCCCGAUUGAACAAGGUUUCUACUACGAUAUGUAUCUCGAAAAUCGAACGGUAUCAGGUCUUGAUUAUGAACAAAUCGAAAAGACAAUGAAACGUAUUGUUAAAGAAGAACAACCAUUUGAGCGUUUGGAAAUUUCCAAAGAAGAUUUGUUACGAUUGUUUGGUUACAAUCCAUUUAAAGUUCGAAUCUUGAAUGAGAAGGUUCAUACACCUACAACAACUGUCUAUCGGUGCGGGCCAUUGAUUGAUCUUUGUCGAGGUCCACAUAUUCGUCAUACAGGCAAAGUAAAGGCUUUUGCUGUUACAAAGAAUUCGUCAACAUAUUGGGAAGGUGAUCAAACACGGGAAACAUUACAACGUAUUUAUGGAAUUUCGUUUCCUGAUCCUAAACAAUUGAAAGAGUGGAAAACCAUACAAGAAGAAGCCGCCAAGCGAAACCAUCGAAAGAUCGGUCUCGAACAAGAUCUCUUCUUUUUCCACGAACUCAGUCCUGGCUCGUGUUUCUUCUAUCCGAAAGGAGCAUAUAUUUACAAUAAGCUUAUUGAAUUCAUUCGCAGUGAAUAUCGUAAACGUGGUUAUCAAGAAGUUAUUUCACCGAAUAUUUACAAUUCCAAACUAUGGAAAACAUCUGGACAUUGGGAUCACUAUGCAGAAAAUAUGUUUCGAACAGAAAUUGAAAAAGAAAUCUAUGCACUCAAACCGAUGAACUGUCCAGGACACUGUCUCAUGUUUGCAUCACGACUUCGUUCGUGGAGAGAAUUACCAUUGCGUAUGGCUGAUUUCGGUGUUUUACAUCGAAAUGAAUUAUCUGGCGCUUUGAGUGGUCUUACACGUGUACGAAGAUUCCAACAAGAUGAUGCUCACAUAUUCUGUGCUCAAUCACACAUCAAAGAUGAAAUCGAAGGUUGUUUACAAUUUUUGAAACAUGUCUAUGGUAUUUUUGGUUUUACAUUUGAAUUGAAAUUAUCAACAAGACCUGAGAGUUAUCUUGGUGAACUUGAAACAUGGAAUCGAGCUGAGAGCCAACUCGAAGAAGCACUCAAUUCAUUCGGCUAUCCAUGGAAAGUCGAUCCUGGAGAUGGAGCUUUCUACGGUCCAAAAAUUGAUAUUACAAUUCGAGAUGCUCUACAACGUGCUCACCAAUGUGCAACAAUUCAAUUGGACUUUCAAUUACCAAUUCGUUUUGAACUCCAAUAUCAAACAGAUGAACAAGGUGAACUUCAAAGACCAGUUAUUAUUCAUCGAGCUAUAUUAGGUUCAAUCGAACGUAUGAUUGCUAUACUCACAGAAUCAUUUGGUGGAAAAUGGCCUUUCUGGUUAUCACCACGUCAGUUGGCGAUUGUACCGAUUGUACCAUCAUUGGACCCGUAUGCUCAAGAAAUUCAAAAGAAGAUCUGGGAUGCUGGAUUUCAAGUCGAUUGUGAUUUAGAUUCAGGUACAACAUUGAAUAAGAAGAUUCGCCAAAACCAAUUGGCUCAAUACAAUUUCAUUGGUGUCGUUGGUCAACAGGAACAAAAGAAUGGUACAAUUAACAUUCGUACACGUGACAAUAAACAACAUGGCGAAUUCUCUAUCGACGAAGUCAUCAAACGUUUCCGUGAACUAGCGGAAUCGCGUACAAACCAUGCUGAAGAUGAGUUCGCUGGCUCAGCAGUAGAUAGUAACGUUGCUGGUGCAACAUCGCAGCUACAAUCUUCAAAUCUAUCCGAAGGACAAGGUGAAGAAAAUUGA
Adineta ricciae is the source of this 4038-nucleotide messenger RNA. NCBI's taxonomy places the organism in Eukaryota, Metazoa, Rotifera, Eurotatoria, Adinetida, Adinetidae. The record is from the annotation of a GenBank genome assembly.